AUUUUAUGACUACACUGACUUAUCGUAGUUGUAGUUUCCUUUCCGAUUUCCCAUUUAAACAUUCUACUUUCCUACACUCUUUCUAUAGUAAAUAUAAUUUUUUUUAAAAAAAACUUAGCUAACAAUUUUAAAGAAAAAAAAUAAUAAUUGUGGGAUAUUCCUAGAUUUGAUGUAUGAUGAUUAAUUUGCUUUGACAGCCCAAAAAUAAUAAUAAAUUACGAAAAUUAUUAAUUUAAAGCACAAACAUUUCAUUGUCUGCGCUCACGAAGUCUAACCGAGAGAGAGAAGUAGAGAAGUCUUUCACAAAGUCAUCGGAGAAGAUGUCGUGGCAAUCGUACGUUGACGACCACCUUAUGUGCGAUGUCGAAGGCAACCACCUCACCGCCGCCGCCAUUCUCGGUCAAGACGGCAGUGUCUGGGCUCAGAGCGCCGCUUUCCCUCAGUUGAAGACUGAAGAAAUCAAUGGGAUCACAAAGGACUUCGAGGAGCCUGGGUUUCUUGCCCCGACCGGUUUGUUUCUCGGUGGAGCUAAAUACAUGGUUAUUCAAGGUGAACCUGGAGCUGUCAUCCGAGGGAAGAAGGGACCUGGAGGAGUUACUAUCAAGAAGACGACUCAAGCCUUGGUCAUUGGUAUCUACGAGGAGCCUAUGACUGGAGGUCAAUGCAAUUUGGUUGUGGAGAGGCUCGGGGAUUACCUCAUCGAGUCUGAUCUCUAAAAAUUUCGAAGUCUCUUCUUUUUAACUAAAACAAUGGUCAUUGCCCCUUUUUCGAUUUGUUACUUUAGAACCAAAUAUCUUUGUUGUUGGUCUUCUUGUUCCCGGGUUUGGGGUUUGUGCGCCUUGUAAUGGCAUUUGAUGAUAUUAUUUUUUCUUGCA
Messenger RNA from Brassica napus (rape), 875 nucleotides. Its product is annotated as profilin-1. The transcript has 3 exons. Gene Ontology annotation, cellular component: cell cortex. Lineage: Eukaryota; Viridiplantae; Streptophyta; Magnoliopsida; Brassicales; Brassicaceae. The record is from RefSeq and is a predicted model, not a curated record. Bases 321 to 716 code for a protein of 131 amino acids. Gene Ontology annotation, molecular function: actin monomer binding.